This is a messenger RNA of Polypterus senegalus (gray bichir), 2100 nucleotides long. Its product is annotated as gamma-enolase. Gene Ontology annotation, molecular function: phosphopyruvate hydratase activity; magnesium ion binding. Gene Ontology annotation, cellular component: phosphopyruvate hydratase complex. The record is from RefSeq and is a predicted model, not a curated record. The coding region runs from base 409 to 1713 and encodes 434 amino acids. The transcript is spliced from 12 exons. Lineage: Eukaryota; Metazoa; Chordata; Cladistia; Polypteriformes; Polypteridae. Gene Ontology annotation, biological process: glycolytic process.
UUCACUUGCCUUGGCAAGGGCAAACACGUUAACUGGGAUGUUGAUAAACCAAUUAAAUUAAAAAGGAUUGCUGCUAAAAGGCUGUCUGUCUGUCUGCUUCAUCAGCCAUAUCUACAGCAUCUGCUUUGUGCAUUGGUCACUAAAGCCAAACUAUCUAUUUAGUGCUCCCUUCUCAGGUUAACAAUAGUUUAUUCGCAUUAUCCAAAAUCUGCAUGCAACCACCCCCUCUGUCUCUCCUCCACCCUUCUGCUGCCUGACAAGAUAAACUGCAUCUCUCUCCCUCUCUCUCUUUCACUUGCUUGCUCACUUACUGCCCCUUGCUUACUCUUUCUCCACCCACACCACCUCUCAGUCUCUCACUGUCACAGUGUCUCGAUCCUGAGCUAAAGAAGAGGAGCAAACUGCAGGAUGUCUAUUAUAAAUAUUCACGCUCGGGAGAUUCUGGAUUCCCGUGGGAACCCUACUGUGGAGGUUGACCUCUGUACAGAAAAAGGGAUGUUUCGUGCUGCUGUUCCCAGCGGUGCCUCUACUGGGAUCUAUGAAGCCCUGGAGUUACGUGACAAUGACAAAUCCCGCUACCUAGGAAAAGGUGUUUUGAAAGCAAUCGAUCACAUUAAUAAUGAAAUUAAGCCAGCACUAAUCGAUUCGGGACUGUCAGUUCUGGAGCAAGAGAAACUCGACAACAUGAUGCUUGAGUUGGAUGGAACUGAGAAUAAAUCUCAGUUUGGCGCAAAUGCUAUCUUGGGUGUGUCUCUUGCAAUCUGUAAAGCUGGUGCUGCUGAGAAAGGUAUUCCGUUGUAUCGUCACAUUGCUGACUUGGCUGGAAACACAGACCUUAUCCUUCCAGUUCCGGCAUUCAACGUCAUAAAUGGUGGAUCACAUGCAGGUAACAAGCUUGCCAUGCAAGAAUUCAUGGUGUUACCAGUGGGAGCUGAAUCUUUCCGAGAUGCUUUGCGUGUGGGAGCAGAACUCUAUCACACACUUAAAGGUGUCAUCAAGGACAAAUAUGGGAAGGAUGCCACCAAUGUUGGAGAUGAGGGAGGAUUUGCACCCAACAUCCUGGAGAACAGUGAAGCUUUGGAGCUGCUAAAGACUGCCAUUGAAAAGGCUGGUUUUACUGACAAGAUUGUAAUUGGGAUGGAUGUUGCAGCCUCAGAAUUCUAUCGAGAUGGCAGCUAUGACCUUGAUUUUAAGUCUCCUGAUGACCCUAGCCGAUAUAUUUCUUCUGAUGAGCUGGCUGACCUUUACCAGAGUUUUGUCAGGGAUUACCCAGUGGUGUCAAUUGAGGACCCAUUUGACCAGGAUGACUGGGAGGCAUGGAGCAAGUUCACUGCAAAUGUUGGAAUUCAGGUUGUGGGUGAUGACCUCACUGUAACUAACCCUAAACGCAUUGAAAAGGCAGUGGAGGAGAAAGCCUGCAACUGUCUGCUUCUGAAGGUCAACCAGAUUGGUUCAGUUACAGAAGCCAUUCAGGCGUGCAAGCUUGCCCAAGAGAACGGUUGGGGAGUGAUGGUUAGUCACAGGUCUGGUGAAACAGAGGACACUUUUAUUGCAGAUCUAGUAGUUGGACUGUGUACUGGACAGAUCAAGACUGGGGCUCCAUGUAGGUCUGAACGCUUGGCAAAGUAUAAUCAGUUAAUGAGAAUUGAGGAAGAACUUGGAGAUCAAGCUCGAUUUGCUGGGCACAACUUCCGAAACCCCAGUGCACUCUGAAAGAGUCUGAAUAUACAAAAGAAGCCAAGCAGCUUGCUGAGAGAGACAAAACAAGUAUGCAAGAUAAAAAAGGAAAACAGAAAUGGGCAAUCCAAGUAGCACUGCACGUGAUGUCACUAAGUCCACACCUCUGCGUGACUCUCUUCCUGUCUCUCUAGCUCUUGCAUUGCUCUUCUGUCAUAAGCCAUUGCUCAAAUUAGUUUGUAUAUCUGCCUCUUAUGCUCAUUCCUUUUCUCUUACUUCUUUUGAUUCCCUGUAAUACUUUGUUUGAAAAAUCCUAUUCUGCAUUUUCUUCUGAAAGCAAAACUAAUAAAUCAGAUUUGAGGAGGCGCACUGCUUCAUGGCACUGACAAGUAUGUGACGAUUAAAACACAGUUUUCACCUCCA